AUGUCAACCUGCUUCGCAAUUCACUGGGCCGCUGAAUUACUGGCUUGCUUCCCAUAUUCUCAUGAUUUAAUCCUACAGACGAGCCUGGAAAAAGUCAAGCACAUUGGCAUUGUCGGAGCGAGCGCGUUGAAGUCUCUGUUUCAGAGCCGCUAUCGCCGCGGAAGUUCCCGGAAGACUCGUAGUGAGUGCAUCGACCGCCAGUGCCAGUUCGUGCAAAGCAAUGGCGGACUGAUUCAGUUCAGUGGCGAAGGUAGCGUAGCAUUUUUCGUGUCUCGGUCGGCUACCAAAUGCUGGUUUCCCUUAUACUCGAUCCGGGAGCCCGCCACGGCGCAGGCUCGUCAAGGAUCACAGAAGGGUGGUUAA
This is a messenger RNA of Penicillium waksmanii, 363 nucleotides long. RefSeq lists its product as uncharacterized. The record is from RefSeq and is a predicted model, not a curated record. Lineage: Eukaryota; Fungi; Ascomycota; Eurotiomycetes; Eurotiales; Aspergillaceae. The coding region runs from base 1 to 363 and encodes 120 amino acids. The transcript has a single exon.